This is a messenger RNA of Saprolegnia parasitica CBS 223.65, 306 nucleotides long. RefSeq lists its product as hypothetical. Bases 1 to 306 code for a protein of 101 amino acids. Lineage: Eukaryota; Oomycota; Saprolegniomycetes; Saprolegniales; Saprolegniaceae. The transcript has 2 exons. The record is from RefSeq and is a predicted model, not a curated record.
AUGAAGCACAUUGCGGACCGCAAGUACACGACCGACUCGGAUCUCGAGCGUGCGAAUCUGACUGGCGGCUCGGUCGAGCAGGCCAAACCGAUCUACAUUGAAGACAAGUGGAGUCUCUCGGGCCUCUGGAACGACCGCGUCGCCCGGAAACGCGCCGUCUUGCUCGUCACGGGCCUCGUGCUGCUUUUGGUCGGCAUGGCUCUCGGAUACCGCGCGGCGUCCGUGCCAGGGACGCUGCGCACGCAGCAGCUACCCAACAGCCUCAGCUUUGGCGCGUUCGACAACGGCAACGGCCACCUCCCAUAG